Parnassius mnemosyne (clouded apollo) is the source of this 6240-nucleotide messenger RNA. The record is from the annotation of a GenBank genome assembly. Lineage: Eukaryota; Metazoa; Arthropoda; Insecta; Lepidoptera; Papilionidae.
AUGCAUAAAAGUAUCAGCGAACCUUCCUUAGAAACUGAUGGAAUUUCUAUUUCAACAAAUGUGACUAGACGUGUAGGUCAUAUUAAUUUGAAUGAGUCUAAAAUACAGGCUGCAUUAUAUUAUAGAGGUAAUUUUAUGUGGAAAGGUCGCUUUGGAGCGGUUACUAGAUGUAUCCUUACAUUACCUUGGAAAUUUCCGUGGCAGAUUCUGGUAGUAAUGCUAAUUAUAUAUAAGUUUGUUCUUCAAUUGCUGCUUGUUUACUAUUUAAAUUCGUCAAGUUUAUUUUUGGACGCGACACUUAUUACAUCUGAAGUUGUGUUUACGAUUGACGUAGUUUUGCAUUUAUUACAUGCGUUCUGGCCUCUGGUCAGAUUCUAUAUAACAAUCUAUAACAGAAAUUAUUUUCUGUUAGGUUACGAUGUUAUAUCUCUAUUUCCGCUUUCAAUAAUUUUUAAAUAUAAGGAAGGAUACGAAAAUAUAUCGAUGCUUGGAAGUUGGUUGAAAAUAGGUCGAAUUUAUAGAAUGUAUACAUUAUUUACAAAUGUUAAGGAAACUAUGCGCAGUUCUCGUAAAAAUCUCUAUAUUUUAGAGCACUUGUUGACAGUAUUAUUAGUACUUCAUGCUAGUACUUGUUUGUGGUACACGCAACAUACAUAUUCACCUGAGACAAAAGAAUGGUAUAAGCUUGGCUAUCCCGAUCGUGUCAAUGUACAGAAACUUCGAUUUAAUAGCUAUGGACCUUGCUGGUAUUACUGCGCUUGUCGUUUAUUUAAUGUAAUAUUUGGCGAUACUUAUCCUUUGCAUGCUCCUCAGAAGAUAUUAACUUCAUUUCUGAUGCUAUUUGGUUUCCUUUUUCUACGUUACCGAUUUAUUGGAUAUUUAACAUGGGAGAUUGUCCUUAAAAAGAGACGUUGGUUUACAUUUGUAGACCGAUACCAUCAUAUGAUCAAUUACUUGAAAAUUCGGGGAGCGUCUUCUUCUCUAAUAGAUGAAACCGAUAAAUAUAAGAAAGUACUAUGGAAAAGGAAGGAUGGAAUACUAAAUUCACAUUAUCUUCGAGAGUUACCAACACCUUUGCAAAUGGAGCUGAUAUUUGAUAUUAAUGUAGGACAUUUCCAUGAAACUUUGCUUUUUAAAGAUUGCGAUGAAGCAUUCAUGCGACAAAUAUCUUUACUAAUGAAACAUGAAAUAUAUCUGAGUGGGCAACAAGUCUGGUGUCAAGGUGUAGUAAAAAAUGGAAUGAUUUGGAUUAAGACAGGUGUCUUAGAAUUGUUAUCGGAUGAGGACGAUGAAAGUCCUAUGAUAGCCUUUAAGGAGGGAACUGUCCUAGGGGAAAUUAGCUUAUUUUAUUCAAUUCCUGCGAAGGUAACUAUCAAAGCAGCCACUUACGUUGAAUUACAGGUAUUGCGUAGAACAGAUUUUAUUCGAGUAAUGUGUGGGAAUCCAACUAAACUUAAAGAGAUACGUCAGAAAAUUGAAUUUCGGCUUACAAGCUCAAAAGAUAGACAGGAAGCAAUAUUAAACUACGACAAAAAUGAUUCAAGACUGAUUCGGAAAAGAUAUAGACCAAUGAAAGUUUUCAAAGAGCAUUUAGCUGGAUUCGAAGAAGAAGAUUCGACCUUUGCGGAUGAUUCUCAUUUAUUCUAUAGAGAUCAAAAUAACGUUCGCCGUAGAAAAUUUACGACGGCGUUUUUAGAACUUUAUCAAAUGACUGAAAAUGUAACAACAAUGGACGAACCUAAUAUUUGUUUAAACUCAAAGUUUCCAUGGAUUCUUGAACCUAAUACUAAUUUUACGCAUAUGUUUGAUAUGGCACAUUUCAUCUUGGUAUUAUACAUAUGUAUUAUGACACCAUAUACAGCUAUACAAAAUACACAAAACAACUGGGAGAAAGCUAUGGACACGAUUGUUAUUACUGGAAUGUUAUUAAAUAUUUACAUCCAACUUACGACAGCUGUCACUGAAAAGAAUUCUAUAAAGAAAACUGUGAAAGAAAUAGCUGAGGUUAAAAUGGCUAAUGUGGGAUUCUACUUAGAUAUUUUAUCAAUUUUUCCUAUUCAUAUUUUUACGGACAUUAUGGAUCUUAAAGAUGAAUCAAUAUUGAGUCAACUAGUACUGGUGCUUCCCAUACUUCAGGUUUGGCACAUUUCGGAUUAUUUCACAAAAUGGGAGAGAAAUUUCAAUAAAAAUUUUAAGUUACUAUGUUUAUUGAAGUAUUGCCUGCACUUUACAAUUUUCUGUUACUGGUCGGGAUGUCUUCUUUACCUUCUUGCCUGUCCAAAUAAAUUGUGUUUAAAGAACUCAUGGAUGUCUAAUUUAAUAUAUUUGGAAACAAAAGUAUUGGUAACCAAUGGUGGGAAACAUGAGAAACCACUGCCAACCUCACUUUCUUUUGGUGCAUCAAUUUUUACUGGCAGCGGCACGUUUGAUUUGGCACCGGGAAUUAACGAUGUAAUUUUGGUUUUUUUUAUAUUUAGCGCUGGAUCAUACUUGAGUUUCUUUUGUGUGGCCAAAAUAUGUAGCAUAUACCUACUGCUGACACAAAGAAAAUUAAAAUUUAAGGAAUCGAUGAGAGAGCUGUUUUAUUUUUUGUCAGUUAAUCAUGUCAGUGGAAAAAUUAAGGCUCGAGUAAAGAAAUUUUUCUGCGUGCAAUGGUACUAUAACAAUGCAGUGUCAGCAGACGAAAUUUUUCAAGAUAUGUCUCCAAAUCUACAACAUGAAGUUUUGUCUAUUGAAAUGGUUGAGACUUUACUAUAUUGCCCUAUAUUCAAAGAAUCAAGUCAUGAUUUUCUGCAAACUGUGGCAGCAAAAGUUAAAACUUUAGUUUUGCCUGAUAAUGAGAUUGUACAACAUGCCGGUGAUAUUGGAAGAGAUAUGUAUAUCCUGCAAAAAGGUCAAUGUACUUUCAUUAAUUACAAAGGGACAAUAGUCAAAAAUGAAGGACCAGGUAGUUGCAUUGGCGUUUUUGCGAUGUUGUAUGGAUUACCAAAGGUACAUACAAUCAUAACGUCGACCAACUGCAUCUUAUUACAUCUCGACUAUCAAACGUUAGUUCAGUGCUGGGGUAUAUUUCCGGAUAUUAGCCAGACGAUUAUGACGGUCCUACAAGAUCCAGAUAUUUGCAAGCAAGCGACUAACUUUCAAGAUGCAAAGCCUCUAAUUGGUAAAGUUGAAGCGAAAACAAACAGAAUAGCGCAAGAAAUUAAAGAAAGCUUUAUUCUUAUAAACGAUCCCGAAGAAAAAACACAUUAUUUAAAAGCAUUUGAAAAGCUGGGAGUUUUUCGAUUCAUUCGAUACUUCUUUUUGCCAUUAUGUAUUACUCCACACGGAAUGUUUUUAAAGUUUUGGUCUACUGUGCGUUUAAUUCUGGCGGCUUAUUAUAUUUUAACAGUGCCUUAUAACAUUGCCACGAAACAACACAAACAUGGACAUACUUACAGCUGGCCGGACAUAUUCCUAUAUUUUGAUGUUAUUAUAAUGGCUUAUGUCGCAUACUACGAUGAUCGUUCCUUGCUCGUCACUCAUCCACUACUUACAGUAACACGAUAUAUAAAACAUGCAUUUGUACUGGACCUAAUCAGUAUAUUACCUCUCGAACAAUUGUCCCACAUAACUAAUGAAUACGGUAAUGCGGAUAUGUAUAGGGUGAAUCGCCUGCUUCUAGUAACAAGAAUAUUAGGAGCUUUUUCGUACUGGGAAAAUAACAUUAUGCAAAUUAGUCAAGCUGUUGUUUUAUUCAAAUUCUUGCCGAUCGCUAUAACGCUGGUUAAUUUCUCAACUGCUUUUAUUUUCAACUAUUCUUGUGAGCCGUAUAUGGACUGUAGCUAUAAUUACGUUUUAGUUAAUUGUUCCAGAACAUUUAUAGUAUCUGGCGAUAAAUAUGGAGUGAAAUAUGCUAUAACAGAAUACUUUUUUACCUUUUACUGGGUGUUUGAACUAUUUCUUGGCUGCGGAUGUACUAAAAUAUUACCAUCAAGCAAAGCCGAUGUUUGGUUGACAAUAAUGAUACAAAUAGCAGGCUUUCUUUACUUUGCAUUUAUGUUUGGAUACGUAGCAUCGACACGUUCAGCUGCUUCGCAUGCCUUACUAGAACACACCGAACAAACGAAAGAUUUAACUAACUUUCUAUAUCAGCAGGACGUAGAUCCUUUACUCAUUAUGAAAACUCUAAAAUAUUUUGAAUACGUUUGGAAAAGAACAAACGGUAGUAACCCGCAGGAAAUUUGUCGUGGUUUGAACUCUGCUUUGAUGGAAGACACUCUGGUUUUUAUGUACGAGAGAGCUUUGAGGGAAGUGCCGCUAUUCGGCAGAGUAGAAAGAUCAUUUAUCAGAGUCAUCACACAACACCUCCAUGAAAUGUACUUUCUUAAAGGAGACACCGUUGUUCAAUGCAAAGACAUUCAAACUGAUAUUUACAUUAUUUACAGAGGAAAGGUGGACGUACUCAGUACGUAUAACGAAAUGGUUACUUGUAUGGGACCUGGUGGAAUGUUCGGAAAUUUUACAGGACAACCCACUUCAAGUUCAGAAGUAGCCAUAUACGCCAGCAGAAGUUUAGAUUUGUUAGUAAUACCAAGUCAAACCUUUUUCAAUCUUGUCAAAUACUAUCCUAAGAUACAAGAACCACUUAAAAAAGCUUUCGAAGUAUCGAAUGAUUACAUUUUACCGAUUACAAUCGAUAUCGAUAGCGACGAUGAGUCGACAGACGAUUCCGACGUUGAUUUGCAAUCACAAGAUUCUGGCGUAGAUUCCAAAAGUGGUUCUAGUCGAUUAGAAAUACCUGUCGGACAGUUAUCGCUUCAUAGUUCGCAUUCUAGUAUAAGUCAAUCCAAAUCUGGAGCAAGUGUUACGAGUUAUCAGAGUUACAUGCACAUAUCGAAUUUACUUAGACCUGGAACACUGUUAUUUCAAGGCAUAGGAUAUCUUACAUGUCUUGUGGUUACGGCUAAUUAUGUAUUGAUACUAUACGAACUCAUAACUCUGAAUGACUGUAAAGUGAUAUUUUGGUUGCAGUCAUUUUUUGAUAUAUAUUCAUAUAUCAAGACUUACACGUAUAUACAUCAGGGAUAUUUAAAUAAACAUGGAGAACUGAUACUUAAUCUCUCCAAAUGUAGAAAGAGAUAUUUCAAGCACAAGCUGUGGGUUUGGACGGACAUAUUUGCUAACUUUCCACUGGAAUUGUUCGGUUUUUGUUUCGCGACACCGAUGAAAGCUAUGCACUACUUACGCGCUAUUAAGAUUCUUCGACUCAAACACAUUUACGACUUCUAUUGCAAGACAGCCGCUGAAUUAACUAAUAACCUCACAACUCUACAAGCGGUAACGACAACACUUUUGAUUGUUUUGUUCAUACACACAUUCACGUGUAUUUGGUUAACAACAGUAGUUGCUAAUUCGCCCAUUAAUUUUCUUCGAACUCUUAAAAUGCAUCUGAUCGACGAAGAUACAUCACAAGAUCGUUGGGACUAUACGACAUCAUUAUAUUUAAUCAUGUCGGAGUUGACUGCGACCGGCGGCGACGAAAUUCAUAUCAACGAAUUAUUCUCAUUAGCUAUAUUAGCGUUUUGUCUUAUUUGUGGAAAAAUGCUGGCAGCUAUCGUUGUCGCUACAUCUAUACAGAUCGCUUAUUCAACCAAAUAUGCUUUAAAUACCUACGAAACAAAAACAGAAGAACUCAUUGAUGUUUUGAGGAAUCAAGGCUUAUCAGAUUAUCAAUAUAAAAAGUUAUUGAAAUAUGUCCGACAGCUUUGGGUGAAUGAACGUGGUCGACAGUUGCCUGCUUUAUUGUCUAAAACCCCUUAUGUUUUGCGUUGUGAUCUUAUGAAUGCGAUGUUCGGUCAUCAUCUAAGAAACUGUUACUUGUUUGUUGACACUGGCGAGCCAUUUCUACGUCAACUUAGCGCUGCAUUAAGUUAUACAAUUUUCUUUCCAGGAAAUUACAUAGUAGUGGCGGGUGAUAGUGAAGCACGCAUGUAUUGGGUAGCAUCGGGCACAGUGUCUGUAGUGACAGUACGCCACGACUUAACAGAGACAACUUUCGAGUCGCUCGGCCCUGGAGAUGUGUUCGGCAUUCUACAGGGCUUGCAUCGAGGAAUAACCCAUAGUUUCUCCUAUAGAGCCGAGACUAAAGUGGGUAUUUUAACGUUAAGUUUAGAUUCAUGGAUUAAUAUGUUGCCGUUUUUUCCUGAUACACAGAAAAUAAUUAUGAAAAGAGCUGAAGUUUUGUUUGCUAAAAUUUGA